Messenger RNA from Elgaria multicarinata webbii, 3181 nucleotides. It is a transcript of the gene CARM1, whose product is annotated as coactivator associated arginine methyltransferase 1. Bases 12 to 1760 code for a protein of 582 amino acids. Gene Ontology annotation, molecular function: protein-arginine N-methyltransferase activity. The transcript is spliced from 16 exons. Lineage: Eukaryota; Metazoa; Chordata; Lepidosauria; Squamata; Anguidae. The record is from RefSeq and is a predicted model, not a curated record. Gene Ontology annotation, biological process: peptidyl-arginine methylation.
GGGAGGCCAAGAUGGCGUCGGCGUCGGUCUUCCCCGGCGUGCGGCUCCUGACCAUCGGCGACGCCAACGGCGAGAUCCAGCGGCACCAGGAGCAGCAAGCGCUGCGGCUCGAGGCCCGCACUGGGCCGGACGCCGCCUGCCUCGCCCUCUACAGCCAAGAUGAUGUUUGUGUGUUCAAGUGUUCCGUAUCGAAGGAGACAGAAUGCAGCCGAGUGGGCAAACAAUCCUUCAUCAUUACGCUGGGAUGUAAUAGUGUCCUUAUACAGUUUGCAACGCCAAGUGACUUCUGCUCGUUUUAUAAUAUCUUGAAAAACUGCCGGGGCCACAACAUGGAACAGUCAGUGUUCAGUGAGCGCACAGAAGAAUCAUCUGCAGUGCAAUACUUCCAGUUUUAUGGAUACUUGUCCCAACAGCAAAAUAUGAUGCAAGAUUAUGUCAGAACAGGCACAUACCAGAGAGCAAUCCUGCAGAACCACAGUGACUUUAAAGAUAAGAUUGUAUUAGAUGUUGGCUGUGGUUCCGGCAUCCUGUCGUUUUUUGCAGCGCAGGCUGGAGCAAGAAAAAUCUAUGCAGUGGAAGCCAGUACGAUGGCUCAGCAUGCAGAGGUUUUAGUGAAGAGUAACAACCUGACUGACCGGAUCGUGGUCAUUCCUGGGAAAGUAGAGGAGGUCUCACUUCCGGAGCAGGUGGACAUCAUUAUCUCUGAGCCAAUGGGUUAUAUGCUUUUCAAUGAACGUAUGCUGGAGAGUUAUCUGCAUGCCAAGAAGUAUUUAAAGCCCAGUGGAAAUAUGUUUCCAACAAUUGGAGAUGUCCACCUGGCACCAUUCACAGAUGAGCAGCUCUACAUGGAACAGUUCACAAAAGCUAACUUUUGGUAUCAGCCAUCCUUCCAUGGGGUAGAUUUGUCAGCACUUCGUGGUGCAGCGGUAGAUGAAUAUUUCAGACAGCCUGUUGUGGACACGUUUGAUAUUAGGAUUCUAAUGGCCAAAUCUGUGAAAUACACAGUGAACUUCUUAGACGCCAAAGAAGCAGAUUUGCACAGGAUAGAAAUCCCGUUCAAAUUCCACAUGCUGCAUUCAGGUCUAGUCCAUGGGUUGGCUUUCUGGUUCGAUGUAGCCUUCAUUGGUUCAAUAAUGACCGUUUGGCUUUCGACUGCUCCCACAGAGCCUCUCACCCACUGGUACCAAGUCCGGUGCCUCUUUCAGUCUCCACUUUUCGCAAAGGCUGGUGACACCCUCUCAGGGACAUGCCUGCUCAUUGCCAACAAGAGGCAGAGUUAUGACAUCAGUAUUGUUGCUCAAGUGGAUCAGACAGGCUCCAAGUCCAGCAACUUACUUGACCUGAAAAACCCAUUUUUCAGGUACACAGGUACAACUCCUUCACCCCCGCCGGGCUCGCACUACACAUCUCCUUCAGAGAACAUGUGGAACACAGGUGGCGCCUACAACAUGAGCACAGGAAUGGCUGUUGCUGGGAUGCCCACAGCCUAUGAUCUCAGCAGCGUGAUUGCUGGUGGCACCAAUGUUGGCCACAACAACCUUAUUCCUCUAGCAGCCAACACUGGGAUUGUCAAUCACACCCAUUCCAGGAUGGGAUCUAUCAUGAGCACAGGGAUUGUCCAAGGCUCGUCUAGUGGUCAGAGCGGAGGAACAUCAAGUGCGCACUACCCCGUCAACAGUCAGUUCACCAUGGGAGGGCCAGCCAUUUCCAUGGCAUCCCCCAUGUCCAUCACCACCAACACAAUGCAUUAUGGGAGCUAAGAGGCCCUCACCCCUGAACCUCUGAACUGACAGCACCAGGAAACCAAAUGAAGAAAAAAAAUGCCUCCCUGCCCAUUUGCCUGCUGCACCUCAACAGUUCGGCAAUCACUUCUCUGGAUCUCCUCUCCUGCCCCCUCCCCGUAGCCCCACCAGAGAUGUUCAGACCCUUGUACGAUAGGAGGCAACCCCAUUGGUUCUUUGAUAGCGGACGCCUACACUUUUUUUAAUGAAAUGUUGGACACUUCAACGUGCUCAACUAUGACUGAGUUCCUGUGCUCACUGUGUCUUACAACCAAUCAUGUCGCUAAUGGUAUCCCUCUUCAAUCUUCCAUGACUGAUCGGCAUUAGGCACAGGCUGUAGAGCAGAACUGCAACAGGGCUUCUAGCAUGCUCUGGGCAGCCAGCAGCGGUAACCGGAACCUUCAUCCCUGCUCCCAGUAUUUUAAACGAACGGGCUGCAGCUGGCUGUAGAAUGGGCACAGAUGAAAACCCAGCAGCACAUCCUUCAUAUCCAUGUUGAUUUCUCACCCAUCUCAGCCUCUGGGUUUGUGUUUGUUGCUUUGCCAAGACCAAGAGGUGACUCGCUCCUCCUGGCAGGGAAAGGCAAAGCCCAGCCUCUCCUGGCUGCAUGGCGAGUGCCAGCAUCUUAACUGCUGUAGGUCUUGGGCCUUUGGAAGAACAUCGGAGGCGAACGAACUGUUGUGCCACAAGCAUCUUAUCAGCAGGUCUGAUGAUUGCCUGUCUCUCGGGAAAUCUUGAUGUAACAUCAAAGGGUUUAAAAAAAGAAUUUUAAACAUGAAUGUACCAAAAAACAAACAACAAAAAAAAGGUUGCUGGCUGAAAGUGAACAGUUUGUGUAUCAGUUUUCCUGUUGCUCAUCCGGAGGGCUAUGCCCAGGGACGGCGCCGUUCUCGGCUCUUUGUUCUCUAGGCUGUUGCAGCUGCUCUGUCUAGUCGCUCUUUCCUCACCUGGGCAGGCAGUGGGUACUAGGUGCCAAGUGGCUUCGUAUGUAGACUUGCCUGCUCCCUGUAGUAGCCACCAGGGACUCUAUAGAGUAGAUGGUUCUGGCCUCUGAUAUAGAACCCCCUUUGUAGUAUUUGUAUGUGUAACCUGUAACCUUUUAUGGCAUUUCUUUCCUUCCCCCCCCCCCCCCUUUUUCUUUUUGAAGAGCCACUAGCUGGUAUUUUUGAAAGGACUUGGCAGGGACCCAUUUUAUGGCGAAAAAGUGUGUUUUACUUAGGCGGGGUUUUUUUUUUGCUCCCAACAUGGACUUGCUGGGCUGAAUUGGGGGGUGGGGGGAGGGAGGGGCAUUGUGGAGAAGCUCCAUAGUGACUGAAUUGUGGGGACAACACAUAGCCGAUUGUUAGGUCUGGCUGAUCAAUGACUUUGUGACUAUUGAAUAAAACUGGGAGGGUUUUGAA